AUGAAUAAAGUUUUACUUCGGCCAGGAAAAGAAAUCGAGUYCAAUCGUUGCGACACUACAAAUSUCUGUCGYUUGAAAAGCCAUCAAGAAAAACCAACAACGGUCUGUAACAUUUCUCAUAUUGAAGAACUGGAAAUGAUGAUACAUCACAAAAAACAAGUACUACGUUUAGACCUUAGCAGUAACGAUAUAACGAAUGUCUCAAUAGGAUCACUUGUAGCUUUCGUUAACCUUCAGUACUUGUCAUUAGCGAACAACAAGAUCGAGGUUCUGGAGUACGAGGCCUUUUGUGGCUUAGAUAAUCUAGCAAUACUAAACCUAACUAUGAAUCCAUUGGUGUCCUUUACUGGUAAUCUCACGGGUUUGYUACCCUCACUAUCAAYCAUCGAUGCUACAGGAAUCGCUKCUUGGACACCUGAAAAAGAGYUUUUCAAACUGCGAAAAUUCAGACAAAUCAAUGGGCUUUCACUCUCUGGACAUGCUYRGUGUAGAAAUUGCAAGUUAUACAAAGAYAUGUCCCAUAAUGAAACAUGGAUACUUCCUGGAAAAAGAACMGUUCUUCGUUUAUGUCGCGCGUACCAUUUUACAAUUCGCACCGAGUUCCUUGCUCUWGCGCAGAUGUUAAACAAUAGCCACUUGAACCUUAGCUGUUUUGAUAAAUGUGCUCAACWCUUUUAUAAACUGACUACAGURAACCAUUGUUGGUCUAUUGUGAUGRUGACAGGCAAAGUGCACGCUGUGUUUGGAAGCCUGGCAGCAGUUCUCAACUUGAUUGUUUUUGCGACCAUCACCACGUCCAAACACUURCGCAAAAGUGUAUCUAUGUGUUUUGUAUGUAACAUGUCYCUAAGCGACUGUUUAAUGGGYAUAUAUGUUGUAGCCAUUUCAGCAUUUCAAAAUAGCAGUCUCUUCCAAGGUUUCUUAGUGGGCGAGCGCGCAAAAGAAAUCUGCUCGAGAAUMGGUUUUUUAUGGAUGUUG
Molecule: messenger RNA, 978 nt
Organism: Exaiptasia diaphana
Lineage: Eukaryota; Metazoa; Cnidaria; Anthozoa; Actiniaria; Aiptasiidae
Exons: 5
Molecular function (GO): protein binding
Source: RefSeq, a predicted model, not a curated record